This is a messenger RNA of Syngnathus acus (greater pipefish), 3471 nucleotides long. It is a transcript of the gene prickle1a, whose product is annotated as prickle homolog 1a. NCBI's taxonomy places the organism in Eukaryota, Metazoa, Chordata, Actinopteri, Syngnathiformes, Syngnathidae. Gene Ontology annotation, molecular function: zinc ion binding. The transcript has 9 exons. Bases 456 to 2975 code for a protein of 839 amino acids. The record is from RefSeq and is a predicted model, not a curated record.
UGUCAAUGUAGAGGAGCGCCACACAAGCACAGCCGCAGCGUGCGCCGCUUAAGUGCGGGCGAUGUUGUGACAGCGCGCUCGGACGUAGGGUUGGGGGGGACACUCAUUCUCGUAUACGAGACACUUUUUUCGGGGGGAGCCACACGCCGAUGAAACGCAGCGUGGAUCACUUUUCGGGACUAUUGGCUUUGGAUUCUCGCGUUUGUCACCACUAAAGAUGAAAGGACGGAUCAGACAGUGGCUGCAGCAGGUUGGAAAACAAACAGCCACAAGCAAAAGGAGAGAUGAAGGGAGAGAAACUGGCCUUGUGGACAUUCCUCAUAUGGUGGCCUUGUCCCAUUGUCAGGCCAGUGUUUAGACAGACCCCAGGCUCAACUGAUCUAGCCAACGCGGGUCACUUACGGCGGCCUCUCUUCUGACAUUGAAGGACACACAGCAAUGAAAAGGGGCAUCUGAUGAGCCUGGCAAGUGCGACAGUGGCGGCGUCAGCAUCUGGCUAUCAAGGCGGGGCACGCCAGCGAGACGCCAUCAUGGAGCAGAAAGUCAGCAAACUGACAUCUGGCUUCCAGCGCAGUUCUACCUCGGAUGACGACUCCGGCUGCGCGCUGGAGGAGUACGCCUGGGUACCACCCGGCCUUCGGCCUGAGCAGGUCCAGCUGUACUUCUCAUGCCUGCCCGAGGAUAAAGUCCCAUAUGUUAACAGCCCGGGAGAGAAGUUCCGAAUCAAGCAGCUACUCUAUCAACUACCGCCGCACGAUAAUGAGAUUCGUUACUGCCAGUCUCUCAGUGAGGAAGAGAAGAAGGAGCUACAUAUGUUCAGUGUCCAGAGGAAGAAGGAAGCCCUGGGGAGGGGAGCACCGAAAAUGCUACCCCGAGGUCGUCUGAACAGCGUCUGUGAGCAUUGUGGUGAGAACAUCAAUGGUGGAGAAAUGGCAGUGUUUGCGGCCAGGUCGGGCCCUGGAUUGUGCUGGCACCCGGCCUGCUUUGCUUGCUCCACAUGCAGUGAAAUUUUGGUGGAUUUGAUCUACUUCUACCAUAACGGAAAGAUCCACUGUGGACGGCACCACGCUGAGCUCCUCAAACCACGUUGCUCAGCUUGCGAUGAGAUCAUCUUCGCUGAUGAAUGCACAGAAGCUGAGGGGCGUCACUGGCACAUGAAGCACUUUGCCUGUUUUGAAUGCGAAACCAUUCUGGGCGGCCAGCGUUACAUCAUGAAGGACGGACGCCCCUAUUGCUGUGGCUGCUUCGAGUCUCUGUAUGCAGAGUACUGUGAGGCAUGUGGAGAACAUAUCGGUGUUGACAAUGCUCAAAUGACCUACGACGGUCUCCACUGGCAUGCCACCGAGAGUUGCUUCAGCUGUGCCCAGUGUAAGAGCUCCCUCAUGGGAUGCCCCUUCUUGCCACACCAGGGCCGUAUCUACUGCUCUAAGGCAUGCAGCCUAGGGGAAGACGUACACGCCUCCGACUCCUCCGACUCGGCCUUCCAGUCGGCACGAUCCCGCGAAUCCCGUCGCAGCGUACGCAUGGGCAAGAGCAGCCGAUCGGCCGACCAGUGUCGCCAGUCGCUCCUUUUCUCACCUGCGGUUAACUACAAGUUUCCUGGAUUUAGUGAAAACCCUGACGACACCCUGACCAACAAGCUUUCCCACCUGAACUUAUCUGACGAGCAUUUCUGGAGGGGGCGUGGUGAGGAGACAGAGGCUCCUGAGGAUCAGGGGGAAGAGUGGGCGGAGCAUGAAGACUACAUGACUCAGUUGUUGUUGAAAUUCGGGGAAAAUGGUGUCUUCAGACAAGCCGGUGACUCCAGACCGACAGAUUUUUGGGUUGCAGAAAGAGAUCCCAAGUCAAAACAAGCUGGUAGCGGUAGUGGCGAAGGAAGGGGCAGCCUGGCCAGCAAGAAGUACCAAGCUGACAUGUACUGGGCCCAGUCCCAAGACGGGCUAGGGGACUCAGCCUAUGGUAGUCACCCUGGCCCGGCAAGCAGCAGGAAGAUCCAAGACCUUGAGCUCGACCACGGAGCUGGAGCAAGCGUGGAAGAUGAGUCGCAGUGGUACGGUGGGUCUUUGGAGUGCAUAACAGACCAAUUCAAGAAAAAGGAUCAGAGUGUCCGAGACUCUAUGGACUCACUGGCCCUCUCCAAUAUUACUGGGACCUCUGUUGACGGCGAUAGUAAAGACAGACCUUUGGGUUACUCCAUGCAAGGUUUCCAUGAGUUGGAGACAGAGGACUGUGAGAAAACCAGUAACAUGGGAACUCUCAACUCCUCCAUGUUACACAGAAGUACCAAUUCAUUGAAGAGCCUUGUAUCCGAGCAGGAAAAUGUUCCCGAAGAGGUGGAAAGACCAAAACCACAUGUCCCCGCGCUCAGGAGGACACGUUCACAAGCUAGACAGCAGCAAGUGAAAUUCUCUGAUGAUGUGCAAGACAGUUACAGUGAUCUCCAGGUGAGACAGCCCCCGAUGAGUGAACGAACUCGUCGCAGAGCGUUCCACUUUGAGGAGCAGGACCAGGAAAGUCGUUCCGGGUGCGGCCGUCACCAUCACAGGAGGCGACGCAGCCGCAAAUCUCGCUCUGACAAUGCUCUUAAUCUUUUACCAAAAGAGAGAGCCCAAAUGGGCUACGGAAUGGACCGCAGACAAAAUGCACAUGGUGCAAGGAGAGAUCAUGGUUUCCAUGGACACCCACAAGCGGGCACCAUGUCAGAUUACAGGCUUCAGGGUUCAGCCAUGGGCAGGUUCUUAGAUCUGUACGGGGAGGAUGACGACUGGUGCUCGACAUGCUCAUCCUCUUCUUCCGAUUCUGAGGAGGAAGGCUUUUUCCUGGGUCAGCCCAUCCCACAACCAAGGCCACUUAGACAAUACUAUACUGAAGACUUGCCUAGCCCUUUGGCAGGAAUGUCUCCACUCCCUUAUGGACUUCGGACUAAGUCAAAGAAGAAGAAAGGGCAUAAGGGUAAAAACUGUAUCAUUUCAUAGGUGAUAAUCUUUGAUUUGGGUCAUUCACAUCCCCCGAGACUGUUCUACUAAAUAGUUUUUAUAUACGAUAACGUCUGGAUUUGUUCGCCUCUGUGGCAUUACAACUUGCUGGUAGAUUCAUUCAGUAUUUGACAUAUUUAUAAAAACAUGAUCUAAAUAUAUUGUUUACCAAAUGUAUAUACUGUAGAGAUUUUUUUUUUUUUUUUAAAGUGGAUAUUUUUUUCAACCCUUGGCUUAAUGAUGUACCAAAACAGCAUUAACAUUAAACUAAUGGUAGGUUAUUCUUCCCCCUUCCCUCAAUGAAGGUGCCACAUAUUUUGACUUGUGAUCUUUACGUCUUUAAAUAUGUGAUGUUUAACUGGUUUGUGCAGCACCGACACAUACAAACACUUAAGUGGUGGUCAUGUUGUAGUGUAAGACAAUUAUUGUAAUCUGUAUAAAUGUAUAAACUGGAGUAUAAGGUUAACGUAAUUGUAAUAAAAACAACAACAAUGUC